Mercenaria mercenaria is the source of this 487-nucleotide messenger RNA. RefSeq lists its product as uncharacterized. Lineage: Eukaryota; Metazoa; Mollusca; Bivalvia; Venerida; Veneridae. The transcript is spliced from 2 exons. The coding region runs from base 120 to 437 and encodes 105 amino acids. The record is from RefSeq and is a predicted model, not a curated record.
UUUGGCCAAUAUGCACUGCCAAAACUUACGAAAAAUGCCAGUUAAGAUAACACUUUCUAAAUCAGGACCCUAGUUUUUAACGGCGAAUUCUUAUCUUUGUUUGAACGUAGUUUAACAAAAUGGCGAAAAUACAACUUUUGUUUUUGUUUUAUUCGUUUACCGCAGCCAGUUGUAUAUUUCUGGCACAUGACUGCAAUAUGUCCAAUCUAUCCACACGUUACAGUACAUGCCCACCUAAUUCGUGCUGCUGCGAGGACCCCACACAAACAGGACAGUUUUACUGUAAACCAGUCAGCGACGUCGGUGGUCCAUGUUACGCUGCAGCCAAGGAGUGGGCCGGAAGUUGUCCUUGCAAUCAUACACUGACAUGUGUCCCGAAUCUGCAAGUUGCAACAUGGACUUCUAAAUACGGAACCUGUCAGAAAGUGACAAUUUGAAAUCAUUUUGAUUUUUUCAUCAGAAAUAAAUUCCAUACAAACAUUUUAAA